CCCCCCGGUGCCCCCCCGGCCCGCCCCCGCCGUGCCUAUCCCGGGCGGCGCCGCGUCCCGCCACUGCCCGCUCCGCGCCGCGCCGCUCCGCACCGCCCCCCCCCAGCCCUCCACCAUGCCAUCCCAGAUGGAGCACGCCAUGGAGACCCUCAUGUUCACCUUCCACAAGUACGCGGGGGACAAGAACCACCUCAGCAAGGAGGACCUGCGGGUGCUGAUGGAGAAGGAGUUCCCCGGCUUCUUGGAGAACCAGCGGGACCCGAUGGCCCUGGACAAGAUCAUGAAGGACCUGGACCAGUGCCGGGACGGCAAGGUGGGCUUCCAGGGCUUCUUCUCGCUGGUGGCUGGGCUCACCAUUGCCUGCAACGACUACUUCGUGCUGCACAUGAAGCAGAAGGGCAGGAAGUGAGAGCAGCACCCAUGGGUGCUGCCCUGAUGCCCCUGGGUGCUGCCCCCCCCAUGGGUGCUGCCCCCCACCCCUGGGCGCUGCUCCCAUGCCCAUGGGUGCUGCCCCCCCCACCUCUGGGCGCUGCCCCGACACCCAUGGGUGCUGCCCUGCUGCCCCCUGCUGCCCCCUGCCUCAGUAAAGGUGUUUUGUACUA
Molecule: messenger RNA, 602 nt
Organism: Aquila chrysaetos chrysaetos
Lineage: Eukaryota; Metazoa; Chordata; Aves; Accipitriformes; Accipitridae
Gene: S100A10
Product: S100 calcium binding protein A10
Exons: 3
Coding region: 116-409 (97 amino acids)
Cellular component (GO): cytoplasm
Source: RefSeq, a predicted model, not a curated record